Molecule: messenger RNA, 2006 nt
Organism: Suillus subaureus
Lineage: Eukaryota; Fungi; Basidiomycota; Agaricomycetes; Boletales; Suillaceae
Product: voltage-dependent anion channel-domain-containing protein
Exons: 5
Coding region: 142-1521 (459 amino acids)
Biological process (GO): sulfite transmembrane transport; transmembrane transport
Cellular component (GO): plasma membrane
Molecular function (GO): sulfite transmembrane transporter activity
Source: RefSeq, a predicted model, not a curated record
CACCUGGCGUCAUGGCAAAUGCUCGUGAAAGCUUUGUCGAAUAAAAAACUCCAACCCCAGAACAUUGAUCGGCAUCAUUUUAACUAUACAGCUGGCUUUGAGCUGGCACGAACUAGAAUUCAUAAAUGAUACGAGUCUAAGAUGUCAUAUAUAAGUUGUUGGGAAUGGGGGAACUAUGGGUCAUACCUUGCAGUCGUGCGAGCAUCUCCCCUUCCUCUAGUCUGUUUUCGGAAUUCGAUUAGCCUCGUUAACAUGCUGGAAGCACCUCCGCGUAAAUCAUGGAGGGAAUGUAUACGGAGUUUUACCUGGGCCUGGCAUACAGUGAUCAUGGGCACUGGGGGUACAUCUGCCCUGGUCCACGCAUUUCCAUACGAGAACGCUAGUCCGGCGAUCAAGGUUGUCACUUUGAUCGUUUUUUUCCUUAAUCUCCUGCUUUUCGUCCUGUUCACUGGGGCGACCAUCGCGAGAUACAUAAUGUUCCCUGACACCUGGCGCAAGAUGAUCCGACAUCCAACUCAGGGCCCACUCAUGGGUGCAUUUCCAGCAGGAGCCGCGACGUUAAUUAAUAUAGCAUUGGUAGCCCAUCAAGAAUGGAACUUUGGAAGCACUUGUUUUCUAUAUACCCUCUGGGGUUGCUGGUGGCUCGACUCCAUUGUGUCGUACCUCAUCGCUUUUGGAAUGCUGCACGGGAUGAUGGUGGAGCAGAAACACGCCCUUGAUACUAUGACUGCUUUAUGGCUACUCCCAGCUAUCAGUCUUAUCGUUGCAUCUUCAACCGGCGGUUUACUCUCUACUGCGCUCAAAGCUCAGUCGAUGAAGUUCGCCGCCUUAACAGCGCUGUUCUCGUUGACUAUGGUUAUUAUUGGUCUCAGUCUUGCGUUGAUGAUGAUCACGGUGUACCUUGCACGCCUUGUCAUAAGCGGUCCGCCAGAGAAACUGCUUGUUUUGUCUGCUUUCGUCACAUUGGGUCCUUUUGGUCAAGGAGGAUAUUCGCUGCUUAUUAAUGGCCGGAACCUGUCCGAAAUCCUUCCGCUGUACGUCUCGGGCACUUUCCCAGACGUAGCAGCUGGAGGGCAGAUGAUAUUCUCGUUCUGUUUAUGCGGAGCUUACAUCCUAUGGUCGAUGGGCAUCUGUUGGAUCAUCAUCUCCUCCAACUUAAUAUUCAGCGUGCUCAAAAAGGAGGGGGGGAUACCCUUUUCUAUCACGUAUCAAGGGUUGAUUUUCCCGAAUGCCGUACUUGCCCUUCUCUCGGUGCAGCUUGGAAAUGCUCUUAACAGCGACGUUUUCCGUGGAUUUGGCGCAGCGUGGACAGUUGUUGUCUUUAUUCUGUGGCUGAGCAUCUUUGCAAGAACCGGUCUAGCAGUCAUCGACAGGUCCAUAUUCGUUGCGCCGGAUAAUGCAGCUCCACUCUUGCCACUUGAUAUUAGCGACAGUAUGAACCCUGCGGGAACCAGUCAUACUAUGGCAGCUAUACACCAGUUACAUCUCAGUAACUUCAUGCCUCUUCAUGUGACCAAGUAGUACCCUUUCAAAUUGGGCAUACAUACAUAUACACAUACAUGCAAAGUUCAUCGUUAGUGUACUUACCAGUGUCAUGGGCAGAUUUGAGAAUUUCUCUGAAAGACGAAGAGCGUCAAUGGAACCUCGAGUAUUAAAGACAUGAAUACAGAUGCCAUACUUUAGAAUUCGAAGACGAUAAGUUGAAUGGUCACAUCCAUGAAAAUCGUCUGAAUGAUGCGCUUUCUACCCUCUCGAGCAACAGUCGUCGAGAAUCCGAAAACAGCUUCGAUGACGGCAGUUUUCAGCACAUCUCACAACUCAAUGUUACUGAAAAGUCUUACCUUCAGAAGUUAAUGUGGAUACAUCUAAGGCAGGUGACCUGGUAAUAUUUUGGCUGUGAAGUAGACCUUGGCAGGAGCACGGGUCGUUGCACAGGAAGGAGCGCAGGUUCACGUGACAAACAAGGAUAGAAAGGAGUGUUACCUUGUACCUACAAGGUCACUAUC